Messenger RNA from Pseudopipra pipra, 642 nucleotides. RefSeq names its product thioredoxin domain containing 17 (gene TXNDC17). Lineage: Eukaryota; Metazoa; Chordata; Aves; Passeriformes; Pipridae. Gene Ontology annotation, cellular component: cytosol. The transcript is spliced from 4 exons. Gene Ontology annotation, molecular function: protein-disulfide reductase [NAD(P)H] activity. The record is from RefSeq and is a predicted model, not a curated record. The coding region runs from base 57 to 425 and encodes 122 amino acids.
GCCGGGAGCGCGCGCAGGUACGGCGGCCGCGCGGGGCGGGCGGAGCUGCCGCCGCCAUGGGCUGGGAGGAGACGGAGGUCCGCGGGUACGACGAGUUCGUACGGACGGCGCAGCGCUACCACGGCCGGCCCAUCUUCGCGCUCUUCUGCGGCGACAAGGACGCCGAGGGCAGGAGCUGGUGCCCUGACUGCGUGACGGCUGAACCAGUUGUGAGGAAGGAACUUCAUAACCUGCCUGAUGAGUCGGUUUUCAUCUACUGCCUAGUGGGAGAUAGAGCCUACUGGAAGGAUCCCAACAAUGAAUUCAGGAGGAAUCUGAAACUAACAGGAGUGCCUACACUACUUAAAUAUGGAACACCUCAGAAGCUGGUUGAAGAAGAAUGUUUUAAAGCAGAGCUUGUGCGGAUGUUGUUUACUGAAGACUAAAUCCCUCAUUAGCCAAUCACUGAUGAAGAUGGUAAUCUCAAUUACUGCAGUGUCCUUUCAAGGAAUCAUUGACCUCUGUUAAAACUUUCAUGGUUAAUUACUUCAGACUAGUCAAGAGAAGUGUUAUUAAAUUCUGGGUCCAAACCUUACACUGAAGUCUUACAACAAAAAACUGUAUCUUUCCUUUCAUGUUCAAAUAAACCUGACUUUGUAAACA